AUGGCCUCACUCAUGGCCAUCGCAGACAAGUACGCGCUGGCUGAGGAAGCUGUCAAGGCUCCGGCUGAAGCUUCGCUGGCUCCGUCCAGGCGGGACAACCACAGACCAGCCGAGAACAAGCCAGCCGAGGGCACCUCUCAUGGUCGCGUAUUAUCCCCGUCCCCGCUCGUCCCCGUCCGAAUCCAGACUGCACGCAAGCGACGGCGGCGAGGGAAGCGGCGGCGAGCGGCGAGCGGAGAGGCGGCGAGAGGAGCAGCGGCAAGAACUGCAGGAGGGGCUGGAGAGGCAGAGAACCUUGCCGGCGAACACAAGGAUGGAUCCCGCCUAGCCGCUUCACAUCAGAUCGCCACCGUUUUUGGUAUCUCACCGGCGACGCCACCUCCCGCCGGUCAUGUACUCCGGUCUGCAUCCUCCCAGGUUCCGUUUUCCAAAAGCUUCCGCAGCCACCGCUACCGUCUAGUAUGGCACAUAUUGCUGCAGUUUCUACCACCGAUGGCACUUGAGAUGUUUGCUCGCUUCGAUGUUGGUCUAAAGACUGGGUUUGUUGUUGAUUGGUGUAACUUGUUACAACAUUUUGUAGUGUCAUGGUUGGUCAGAAUUUGGAAUAUUGCCAUGUUCUACUGUCGGUAAUGAGAAUUGUGACAGCAUGAGUUUCUUUUGCAGGAGUCUUACUUUAUUUAGUCUUAGCACAAACAUAUGUAUCCUGGGUUCUGAACUAUCAAUGUCACUGCCGUGUUGGACCUGGUAUUAGACCUGAUACGCAUGGAUAGUCACAAUGACAUAAAGGUUAUCAAAACCUCAUAUAAGUUUUAGUUCA
Messenger RNA from Lolium perenne, 817 nucleotides. The record is from RefSeq and is a predicted model, not a curated record. Lineage: Eukaryota; Viridiplantae; Streptophyta; Magnoliopsida; Poales; Poaceae.